GGCAGGGGCGGCGGCGGCGGGGCCCGGAUGGGAGCCCGGGCCGGCGGCGGCGGCGCCCAUGGACACUAACCGCCCGGGCGCGUUCGUGCUGAGCAGUGCCCCGCUGGCCGCGCUGCACAACAUGGCCGAGAUGAAGACGUCGCUGUUCCCCUACGCGCUGCAGGGUCCGGCCGGCUUCAAGGCGCCCGCGCUGGGGGGCCUGGGCGCGCAGCUCCCGCUCGGGACCCCGCACGGCAUCAGCGACAUCCUGGGCCGGCCCGUGGGCGCGGCGGGCGGGGGCCUCCUAGGGGGACUGCCCCGGCUCAACGGGCUCGCCUCGUCCGCCGGCGUCUACUUUGGACCCGCGGCCGCCGUGACGCGCGGCUACCCCAAGCCCCUGGCCGAGCUGCCCGGGCGCCCGCCCAUCUUCUGGCCCGGCGUGGUGCAGGGCGCGCCGUGGAGGGACCCGCGUCUGGCCGGCCCGGCCCCAGCCAGCGGCGUCCUGGACAAGGACGGGAAGAAGAAGCACUCGCGCCCGACCUUCUCGGGCCAGCAGAUCUUCGCGCUGGAGAAAACCUUCGAGCAAACCAAGUACCUGGCGGGCCCGGAGCGCGCGCGUCUCGCCUACUCGCUGGGCAUGACCGAGAGCCAGGUGAAGGUCUGGUUCCAGAACCGCCGGACCAAGUGGCGCAAGCGGCACGCGGCGGAGAUGGCGUCGGCCAAGAAGAAGCAGGACUCCGACGCCGAGAAGCUGAAGGUGGGCGGCUCGGACGCGGAGGACGACGACGAAUACAACCGGCCCCUGGACCCCAACUCGGACGACGAGAAGAUCACGCGGCUGCUCAAGAAGCACAAACCCUCGAACUUGGCGCUGGUCAGCCCGUGCGGCGGCGGCGCGGGGGACGCCUUGUGAGGACGCGCGGGGUGGGGGCGAGUCUAUUUUUGCAGAAUCCGGGGGCGGCCCCGGUGGGCGCGAGUCGCUUUGUAUCAUCAAUAAAUUAUUUAACGCGUC
This is a messenger RNA of Cercocebus atys (sooty mangabey), 991 nucleotides long. RefSeq names its product NK6 homeobox 2 (gene NKX6-2). Gene Ontology annotation, cellular component: nucleus. NCBI's taxonomy places the organism in Eukaryota, Metazoa, Chordata, Mammalia, Primates, Cercopithecidae. Gene Ontology annotation, biological process: cell differentiation; regulation of transcription by RNA polymerase II. The transcript has 3 exons. Bases 59 to 892 code for a protein of 277 amino acids. Gene Ontology annotation, molecular function: RNA polymerase II cis-regulatory region sequence-specific DNA binding; DNA-binding transcription factor activity, RNA polymerase II-specific. The record is from RefSeq and is a predicted model, not a curated record.